Messenger RNA from Loxodonta africana (African savanna elephant), 3702 nucleotides. RefSeq names its product zinc finger protein 805-like. The transcript has 4 exons. The record is from RefSeq and is a predicted model, not a curated record. Gene Ontology annotation, molecular function: RNA polymerase II cis-regulatory region sequence-specific DNA binding; DNA-binding transcription factor activity, RNA polymerase II-specific. Gene Ontology annotation, cellular component: nucleus. NCBI's taxonomy places the organism in Eukaryota, Metazoa, Chordata, Mammalia, Proboscidea, Elephantidae. Gene Ontology annotation, biological process: regulation of transcription by RNA polymerase II.
UCUGAAGGGGAGAUGAGAGGGCAGAAGGGGGUCAGAAGCUGGCGGAACCCACAUGAAAAGAGAGAGUGGAGGGAAGGAGUGUGCUGUCUCAUUAGGGGGAGAGAAAUUAGGAGUAUAUAGCAAGUUGUAUAUAAAUGUUUGUAUAACAGACUGACUUGAUUUAUAAACUUUCAUUUAAAGCACACACACACACACACAAAAAGUCACAUCACAGGCUGGAUGUGGGGAAAAGACUACGUUGCCCGCUAAACCCAUGCACCUUGCUUUGGCAGGAGACGCCGGCCUAUUGACAGUCUAGGAAAGUAGCGCUUGCUGCGGCCCACGUCUACGGGGGUGGGACUUCCUGUGUUUUGUGGGUUACGUCAUUUAUCUGCGGCGCUGGGGUUCCUCCCACUAUAGUGAAGCGGGUGUUGGGCUGGAUCUGUUAUUUUAGAGAGCAAGCAGGAAAGUACGGUGAGGACAAGUGACACUUUGGCGCCAUUGUACAAGCCUGACCUCUCCCCGCCCUGUAACCAGAGUGUUUCCUGGGCGACCGCUGAGGCCUCCCACGAUCCCAGACGCGGCUCCCUGGGCCUGAAAGCCUUUUACGUGGGGGAAACUGAGGCCCUGAGUGCGAAUCAUCCGCGGUCACCCAACUUAGGACAGGGCAGGGUGGGGUCGGCUGAGCACGGGGACCGGCCCCAGUAACGUUCCUGUCCAGGUCUUACGCUGCGACAGGGUCACACGAUGGCGACAGAGCUGAGGGACCGGGUGCAGGUGUCUUUGACCUUCGAGGAUGUGGCCGUGACCUUCACGCAGGACGAAUGGGGGCAGCUGGACCUGGCCCAGAAGACCCUAUACUGGGAGGUGAUGCUGGAGACCUGCAGUCUUUUUGUCUCACUAGGUGACUGUGAACAGCUGCAGACAACAGAGCCUAUUAUUUGUCACCUGGCCUUGUCUGAGGAAGACUCACUGCAGGAACAGUUGUCACAGGGAGCCUCAAGGAAAUCCAGGAUGGAGCGAGCCAUGGAUCAGGAGGGAUCAUCGAAUAUUCAGGAAGGGCACUUGAGGCCAAAGAUAGAUGCUCAGAAGGAAAUGCUCCCUGGGAACAUAAGCCCUGAACGUGAUGGCGUGUGGACAGAUGAAAGUGUCCCUUCCAAGAUUGUACAGGAGCGAGUCUCUCCAGGAGAUCAUCUCCUUAAAUAUGACUCAGGUGGACCAGGUAAAGAUCCUUCAGUUCACAAAGAGAAAAAUUCCUAUAAAUGCAAGGAAUGCGGGAAAGUGUUUAACAAGAACUGCCUCCUUGUUCAACAUGAGUGGAUUCACUCUAGCGUGAAGCUCUACGAGUGUACAGAGUAUGGGACAACCUUUGGCAAGAGUACACACCUCCUUCAUCACCUUAACGUCCAAACAGGAAAAAAGUCCUAUGAGCAUAUUGACUGUGGAAAUGCCUUGAACCACAGGUCACACCUUGCACAGGAACUGCAAUUUCACACUGGUGUGAAGCAUUAUGAGUGCAUUAAGUGUGGCAAGGCCUUCAGCCGCAGAUCACAACUUACUCGACACCACCGGAUUCACACUGGGGAGAAGCCCUAUAAUUGCACAGAAUGUGAGAAGGCCUUCAAACGCAGGUCACACCUUGCACAGCACCAGCGGAUUCAUACUGGGGAAAAGCCCUAUGAGUGCAGUGAGUGUGGGAAGGCCUUCAACAACAGGUCACACCUUGCACAACACGAACGGAUUCACACUGGGGAGAAGCCCUAUGAGUGCACAGUGUGUGGAAAGGCCUUCAACAACAGGUCACACCUUGCACAGCACCAACGGAUUCACACUGAGGAGAAACCCUACAAGUGCAGUGAAUGUGGGAAGGCCUUCAACCAAAGGGCACAUCUUACACAGCACCAGCGGAUUCACACGGGGGAGAAGCCCUAUGAGUGCACAAAGUGCGGGAAGGCCUUCAGCCUCAGGUCGCACCUUGCACAGCAUCAGCGGAUUCACACUGGGGAGAAGCCCUAUGAUUGUAGUGAGUGUGGGAAGGCCUUCAAAAACAGGUCACACCUUGUACAGCACCAGCGGAUUCACACUGAGGAGAAACCGUACGAGUGUAGUGAGUGUGGGAAAGCCUUCAACCAAAGAGCACACCUUACACAGCACCUGCGGAUUCACACUGGGGAGAAGCCCUAUGAGUGCAGUGAAUGCGGAAGGGCCUUUACCCACCGCUCCACUUUUGUCUUGCAUAAGAAGAGCCACACAGGAGAAAAACCUUUUGCGUGCAAAGAGCGUGGGAAAGCAUUUUGUGAUCAGCCAGGCUUAAUCCGACACUCCAUCACCCACUCAUGAGAGAAGCCCUAUGAGUGUGUUGAGUGUGGGAAAGCUUUUAGCCAAAACACCAACCUUGUUUGACACGCCAUUAUUCACACUGGAGAGAAACCCUAUAAGUGCAGUGAAUGUGGGAAGGCCUUCAACCAUAGGUCAAGUCUUACUCAACAUGAGCGAAUUCACUCUGGUGUGAAGCCCUAUGAGUGCAGAGAGUGUGGGAAAACUUUUAGCAAGAGCACACACCUCCUUCAGCACCAUGUUAUUCACACUGGGGACAAGCCCUACGAGUGCACAGAGUGUGGGAAGGCAUUCAACCGCAGGUCACACCUUACUCGGCACCAGCGGAUUCACACUGGGGAGAAGCCCUAUGAGUGCAGUGAGUGUGGGAAGACCUUCACCCACCGCUCCACUUUUGUCUUGCACAAGAGGAGCCACACUGGAGAAAAGCCCUUUGUGUGUGAAGAAUGUGGGAAAGCCUUUCGUGAUCGGCCAGGCUUUAUUCGACACUACAUUAUCCACACGGGAGAGAAGCCCUAUGAGUGCAUUGAGUGUGGGAAGGCAUUCAACCGUAGAUCAUACCUCACGUGGCACCAGCAGAUUCACACUGGAGUGAAACCCUUUGAAUGCCAUGAAUGUGGGAAAGCUUUCUGCGAGAGUGCAGACCUAAUUCAGCACUACAUCAUUCAUACUGGGGAGAAGCCCUAUAAGUGCAUGGAGUGUGGCAAGGCCUUCAACCGUAGGUCACACCUCAAGCAGCACCAGCGGAUUCACACUGGGGAGAAGCCCUAUGAGUGCAGUGAAUGUGGAAAGGCCUUCACCCACUACUCCACUUUUGUCUUGCAUAAAAGAGCCCACACUGGGGAAAAACCUUUUGAGUGCAAAGAGUGUGGGAAAGCCUUCAGCGAUAGGGCAGACCUCAUUCGUCACUACAGCAUCCACACUGGGGAGAAGCCCCAUGAGUGCAUUGAGUGUGGGAAGGCCUUCAACCGCAGGUCACACCUCACGAGGCAUCAGCGUAUUCACACAGGGGAGAAGCCGUAUGAGUGCAUCGAGUGCGGAAAAGCCUUUUGCCGGAGCACCAAUCUCAUUCGACAUGCCAUCAUCCACACUGGGGAGAAGCCCUAUGAAUGCAGUGAAUGUGGGAAGGCCUUCAGUCGCAGCUCAUCCCUCACUCAGCACCAAAGGAUUCAUAAUGGGAGAAGUCCUAUCAGUGUAACAGACAUGGACAGACCUUUCACAAGUGGGAAAACCUCAGUCAACAUCCAAGGACUCCUUUUGGAGAAAGACUUUUUGAAUUUAACCACUGAGAAAAAUCUUUGGCCAAAGAAACCAUCUUACUCAGCAUCUGAUCAUUCAUACCUAAGGGAAAGCCCACAAGAGCCAUCCCCAUGAGUAAACGUUCUG